Arachis stenosperma is the source of this 1494-nucleotide messenger RNA. RefSeq names its product cytochrome P450 71D9-like. The transcript is spliced from 2 exons. Bases 154 to 1494 code for a protein of 446 amino acids. NCBI's taxonomy places the organism in Eukaryota, Viridiplantae, Streptophyta, Magnoliopsida, Fabales, Fabaceae. Gene Ontology annotation, molecular function: oxidoreductase activity, acting on paired donors, with incorporation or reduction of molecular oxygen; heme binding; iron ion binding. The record is from RefSeq and is a predicted model, not a curated record.
AUAGCAACAAACCAUAAAAAGAAAAGUAGUGCAACUUUAAACAUACCUCCAGGACCAUGGAAACUACCCAUUAUAGGAAACAUAAUACCCCAUCUUGUUACAUCCACACCACAUAGAAAACUAAGAGAUUUGGCCAUCAAAUAUGGACCACUGAUGCACCUUCAACUUGGUGAAAUCUCUGCCAUUGUUGUUUCCUCUCCAGAGUAUGCAAAGUUGGUAAUGAAAACACAUGAUGUUAUCUUUGCUUCCAGGCCUAAAUUUCUAUUCUCAGAGAUUGUGACAUAUAAUUGCACAGAUAUAGCUUUCUCACCAUAUGGAAAUUAUUGGAAGCUACUAAGGAAAGUUUCCACAUUAGAGCUUUUCAGUCCAAAGCGUGUGAAUUCUUUCAAAUCAAUAAGAGAAGAAGAGUUCAAUAGUCUUGUCAAAAGGAUUAUGAUCGAGUCGAAAACACAGAGCAUGAUCAACCUCACUGAAGAAGUGAUUUCAACAACAUAUGCAAUCGUUUCAAAGGCUGCGUUUGGAUCAAGAUGCAAAGAUCAAGAGGAGUUCAUAGCAGUUUCAAAAGAAGUAGCAAUGAUUGGGGCGGGUUUUGACAUAGGAGAGUUGUUUCCUUCUUCCAAAUGGAUUCAACUUGUGAGUGGUUUGAGACCUAAGCUUGAGAGGCUGCGAACAAAAAGUGAUAGGAUAUUGAGAAACAUCAUCAAUGACCACAAAGAUGUUGAAAAAGUCCAAGGUGGUGAUCAUGAUUCAAAUGAAAAUCUUGUAGAUGUUCUACUAAAAUUUCUGGAUGAUGCUAAUGGUAUCAAUCAAGAUAUUUGCUUCACUGAGGACAACAUCAAGGCUAUAAUCCUGACCAUUUUUACUGCUGGAGGGGAGACAACAGCAACAACCAUAGAUUGGGUAAUGUCAGAGAUGAUGAAGAAUCCAAGAGUAAUGCAAAAGGCACAAGCUGAGGUUAGGGAUAUAUUCAACAAAAGUGGAAGGGUUGACGAGACUUGUAUCCAUGAACUCAAGUAUUUGAACUCAGUUGUGAAAGAAACACUAAGGUUACACCCUCCACUUCCCCUCUUACUUCCAAGAGAAUGUGGAAAACAAGAAUGUGAGAUCAAUGGAUAUCACAUACCCUACAAAAGUAAGGUGAUAGUGAAUGUUUGGGCUAUUGGAAGAGAUCCAAACUACUGGACCGAACCUGAAAAGUUUUAUCCGGAGAGAUUCAUGGAAAAUAAUUCUUCUAUUGAUUAUAAAGGAAAUAAUUUUGAGUACCUCCCAUUUGGAGGUGGAAGAAGAAUAUGUCCUGCAAGCAUGUUUGGUAUAAUGAAUGUUGAGUUGACACUUGCAUUUUUGUUGUAUCACUUUGAUUGGAAGCUUCCCAAUGAAAUGAAAUUUGAUGAUGUGGACAUGACUGAACAAGUUGGAAUUACUGCAAAAAGAAAACAAGACCUCAACCUGAUUCCCGUUGUUUCUUGUUUUGAUAGUGGGGCGAAAUAUAUAUAA